CGACUCACGACGCAACCUCGAUCGCUCAGUUCAUGAACAGGGAGAGAAGGACUCGUCAAUGUUAUGAAGAAGGAAUCCUGCAACUUCAAGGGCCUGCUGGCAUGCUUGAGCUUAAUGAAAAGUGCGCCUCUGAAUGUUUGUGACCGUCUGCUGAGGGAGAGUAUCGUGUCAGCAUGAGGAGUGCGGUUGAAGCUUUUGUUUCGCUUCAAUAGUGAACGUCGUGCACAGUUUGUGAGGAGCUAGCCCUACUGAUUGAAUGCCGCAUCGGAUGCCGGCACCGAAACCUUGCAAUCCCUCCCUAUGAGGUCACCUUAGAGCUUCCACGUGGAAGCAGUCAUUGAAGAUGGCCGAUGCAGGUGCACCCCGCGGCGAUGUUUUGCCUGGCGGCAAGGCGUUGGGCCACGACGCCCCAUCCACCAGCUUUGCGUCCAGCCUUCUGUCUGGCCCUUUUGGGGUGGGGGACAUCGGGGCGCGCCGGCUCGCCCCCAGCGAGAAUGCCGCCGACUGCGUGGCGCGGCUGCACGGCGCCAUCAAAGACAAGGACCUGCCGGCGAUGGGGGAGCUCCUCCUGGAGCUGGCGGACUGCUACAUCAGCACAGUGGCCUCAAGCCCCGAGUCCAUGGUGUCGGCGGCCAGGGUUGUGCAUGAGGCGGCCAAGUUGGAGCUGGUCACGCAGGGCAAGCAGAGCAAGGGGGCUGCCAAAAAGGGCAAGAAAGGGGCCGGGGGGGUGGGGCCGACCGCAAGCGUGGCGAGCGUGCUGCUGCCGUCGUUGGGAGGGGGGAGUGCGGGGGUAGAAAAACCGGCGAAGCAGGCCGAGGCUGCAGAAAGGGCUGCCAGGCUGGGUGGUGCAGACGGGCCGGCAAGCGGUGUCGCUCCGUCAACCAGCCAGCAAGAGGCAGCCAAAGAGACGGAGGGGCCGGCAGACGGCAGCUCCACAAGGGAGCCUACCGAGCAAGCUGGAAAGGACGAGCCGGUUGCGGAAAAGACAGGCACUGAGGCGCGAGAGAGUGUGAUGAAGGAGCGAAAGAUUGUGCCGAAGAAGAGGAUUCGGCGGUUCACGUCGGUCGGCGAGGAGGGGAGCCGGACGAAGCUGGCGGGGAACAAGCGGCUGAGCUCCGAGAUGGACGAGGACGAGUUACCCGGCAGGGACGGGUCCCUCGCAGUGUUUGAGAUUGGGAGCAGCGGCGGGGGAAAGGAGGGGAGCUCGAGCAGGGCCGACGUGUCCAGCAGCGAAUCAGGGCCAGCUCUCAAAACCACUCCUGUGUCUAGCCACGGUGCUUCGAGCAGCGGGGGGAGACUGCCUGGCAGUGGCCAGGCAGGGACUGGCGCACCCACAAGGGAUGAUUGGCAGAACCUGAGUCAGACGUUGAUGCCCCUGGCGAACGGCAAGGUGGCGAGCAAUGACCCUCUCUGGGGCCUUGCGUCAUCGCUCGUCGCGCAGGAGCACACCAUCCCGGUGACUGCGCGGGCGAUCUUCAAGGCCUUCUCGGGCCUGGUGAUGGCCAUCUGCCACACCCCGGAGGGCAAGUCCAACAAGAACCUGUCGGCGGAGGUGUAUGCUGCACUCACGGAGACCGCGGUUGAGGUGCUGCACAUCCUCAAGGGGCAAAAGCUCCUCGCGUUUGCGCUCCGCUUCCUGGGGGCCAUCUUCCCACCCAAGAGCAACUCCUCAACCGGGGUUGGGGCGCUCGGUGGGGCUGCAAACAAGGGGGCAAAAGCAGCAGCCAAAGUCGCGUCCCCGGCUCCGAAAGUGGGGACCCCCGCAAAGGUUGCAGGCACCCCGCCAGCCACAGUCGGCACGCCAGCCAAGUCUACUCCCGCUGUGAUCGCUUCUGGAGUCCCGGCAGACUAUGUGCACAGCAUGAGUAUAACCGCACCUCUCAAGGCGCUCAUGGGGGGUGCGGCGCUGCCGUCGCCUCUGCAAAACCUGGCAAGCGGGUCUCCCUCCAGCAUGGCGCUUAAGGCACGGGGGAUUCGCGCCGUGGCGGCAGUGGCGUUUGCAGCGACGGCGCCUGUUGUUGCAGAGAAAGCGGUCAAGGCGAUUGUAAACUCGCUCAACUCGCAGCAGCCAGAGCUUGUUUCGACAGGGGAAGCAUUGGGAGCCAUCACCACGCACUUGUCCUCCGCUAGCUUAAAGACGGUCUGCGAGGACGCCGUCAACUUCACGGUGUACUCCAUGGGGAGAUUCCCCGAAGCGAGCACUAUUCAGGUAAGCGGCUGCAUAGCGCUGGCGUCGCUGACCAAGACCGUCAGCUCCACGGUCCUCUUCAGCGCCUGGUCUGCCGCCACUGCGGCGAUGCAGCACCACCCGGAAGACCUCCGUGUGCAGCGGGCGGGCUGCACUGCUCUACACAACAUCAGCUCCCUCGUUUCAUUGGCCACACCCGAGUGGGUCAGCCCCAAGCGGCCCCUGUGGGCGACCAGGGACAACGACAGGGAGGAGGCCGCGCAGUGGCUGCUGGCGGCCAUGGCCCGCUUCCCGGAUGACAUCCGCGUACAGUGGCAGGGCUGCCACGUACUGACGACGCUCCUCCAGAGCGCGGGCCUGCGCACCGUGCUCUACGUCGCAGGCCGCGGCGGCAUGGGCGCCAUCGCGCGCGCCAUGCGCAUGUGCAAGAAGAACGAGGCGCUCAUCCAGCAGUGCUGCAGCGCGCUGGCGGCGCUCGUGCAGGCCGCACAGGAGGCCGGGGGUGACGUCAUCCGACGUGAGGGUGGGGCGCAGGCGGGGAUCCCUUCCCCAGCAGACGCGCUCGGGUUGGGGGCGUUCUCGGGGAUGGUUCCAGCAGCGGCCGGGCCCGCCAGUAGUCUGGCGAAGCCGGUGGCGGCGAGGGAGGGAACGGCGCACACCGCGGUGAACACGCAGGGGAGCUACGGGUUGGACCUGUUGCGGGCGGUUGCGGGGGACUUGGUGGAUCUGCCGGCGGUGCUCGGGGCAGAUGUUGCGGGGCUGCAGGGCCUGGGGGGUAGGGAAGGGGCCAAGUCGGGGGGCGGCGAUGCGUUUCUGUCGACGGACAGCAGCAAGGAGUUUCUGAAGAGCAACCGGGGGAGGACGGGGCAGCGGAAGCACAACGGGAGCGCCCAGAACGACGCGCCGACGGGGGAGGAGUGGUCGGAGGCGCUGCGGGCGGUGGUGGGGGCCAUGAAGCAGUUCCCGAAGCUGAAGCUGGUGCAGUCGAACAGCUGCCUGCUGCUCGGGACGGCGGCCAGGAUGAUCCCCAACGAUCUGGCGCAGAUCCUGCCGGCACAGGUGCCUUUCGAGGAGGGCCUCGGCCUGCCCGCCGUAGACGAGAAGCACCUGCUGAUCGACCAGGCAAUCGACGCAGUUGUCGCGGCCAUGGACAACCAUCGCGAGGACGAGAUCGUGCAGCCGUGGGGGGCAGCCUUUCUGGCGCAGGCCUUCCUGCUGUACACUACCCCCUCGCGUGCGGGCCAGAUCAUUGCUCAAGAGCACUCCCGCCGCGUCCAGUCCACAACCUCCGACGCGCAACCCUCGGCCGUGCACUCCGACAUGGCAAGCAGUAGCAGUCAGAGUAACCCCAUCAACCCUGUGCUUCCCAAUCUCGACUCGGCCAACGGCGCCGCCGCGGCGCGCACAGCGAAAGGCAAAGCCCCGCUGGAAGCGUCGCCGCAAACCCGGGACCCAUCAGGCGCUGUUGGGGCGAGGGUAGGCGAUGUGCCCUACUACGGGCAGGACAUCGACGCACUCCCCGGUGCGUUUAUGGCGGCAGCAAUCCGUGCGAACUUGAAGAAGGCGUGCAAGGCGCUGCUGAAACUGGCGGGGCUGCUGGAGUCCAACACAGACGCUGCGAGCAACAGCCUGCGGCGGGGCUGGUGCGAGGCGAUGGAGAUCAUGGUGUGCACCUUUGGGCGGCUCUCGCUGGACGUCGAGCGGGGCCUUGUCGCCGCCAAGUGGACCCAGUUCAGCCUGGAGAACCACCAGACGCAGGGCCAGUUGCGGGGCCCGGCAGACGGCCCGCAGCCGCUCAGCGAGCAGAAUCCGCAAUUGCCCCCGUUCAGCUUUCCAGACCCGGCCGCGCUUGGGCUUGGGACGAGCGCGGGGAGCCCUCUCUCAUUGCCCGCCGGCCAAAACCCUUUCCCGGCGGCUCUCGGCUUCCCGUCGUCCUACUCUGUCAGCCACAUCGAGGUGACCACGUAUAUUGCCGCGCUGUCAAACGCGGCCGCCAUGAGCGCAGGGGGCAGCCAGCUCUUGCCUGCGUUUCUGGGAAACGGCCUGGGGUUCAACCUCGAACCCCAGGCUCUGGCAGCCGCGCUGGGGGGCGGUCCCGCUCUAAACCCACUCUCGAACCCGCCCACCAACCCACCUGCAAAUCUGCCCGCCCCCACCACCUCGAUUGAGAGCAACGCCAGCCCCAGCAAGGCCUCUUCCUCCUCCUACACUCUGGCAGGGGGGUCGUCCCGGCCCGCAACCACCCUGCACGCAGCCACCAACAUCCCCCCUGCUCUCACAAACUUCGGCACCCCCGCAUCCGCGCCCUGGCAGCAGGGCGCCUCGUUCACCAACUUUGGGCUGACCCAUUACAGCCAGUCCGCUGAGGAGGAGGACACGUGGAAGGCCCUGGCGCGAUUCUGCCGAGACUAUGCGGUGGAGGAGUGGCGGCUGGCGGCGCACCUGACGGGCCAGACGGCCAAGCCGCUCGGGUUUAAGGCGCACCUGCUGAACGUGCUCAGCAUCGCCACCAAGAGCCUGACCGUGCAGGACGAUGCUGACGUCAUGCACUCGCUGUGCCUGCUCAUCACCGAAAUCUUCCUGGUCUGGGAGCACCUCCACUCUGGCGGGAACAUCGUUGCCCUCCACGCUGCUGCCAAGGCCUCCUUAGAAAAGUCCUCUGGCAGCGGGGGGGCCUCCUCCCACGACGAUGCAUCCGAAGUGCUCAGAGCGAACGGCCUAGCGACCCCGAAAUCGCAGCCUGGCAGCUCGCUGGAGGACAGCUUCGAGCUCCGCUCCGCAAGUAAUAGCGCAGGGAGCUCGGGCGGUGACGUCAGCACUUCGGGGACUGUGGCCGCGGACCGGUCGCAGGUCGGCAAAAGCAGCGAAGGCGAUGCGAGCGGCAAGACUGCAGGGCCGGGAGACGGCGUGCGGGCGCAGACCAACGCAGCGGCCUCGACGAGCGGCAUGCCGGAAAUCGCAGAGAGUAGCACUUCGCGAAAGGCUGUGCGGCAAAAGGGUGCGGAAAGUAGCAAGCAGCCUAGCUUGGGGGCUCGGGGCCCGAAGCUGGGGACACGGAACACGUCUUCGAGUGCACCGUCAACCACGGGAAAGCCACCGACGGGUGUAAAGAAGCCCCACCCGGCCGGGCUGGAGCUCCCUAUUCCUGUCAGCUUGCAGGAGCGGGGUUCGCAGCCCGGGGUGUUUACUACGGACGCGGGAGUGGGCGACAUGAUUGAAGCGGUGCUCUACUUGACGGCCAUGGACGGGCACUUCGAGGCGCUGGCGGCUGCCCUCGAGGCGCUGCACAACUGCCUGCUGGUGGCGGCACGGCCACAGGAGGUGGACGAGUUCUUCGGCAUCAACAGCGACGGCUGCAAAGCGACCGACAUCCUGGCCGCGCUCAAGAAGGCCAUUGCCAAACCCCCCAUCAAGAUCACCGCCGAGACGUCCCCCGACGUCAUUCGCGAGCAGGACGGCCGCCGCCGCGUCGCCUUCGAGGCGCUGCUAGUCCUCAAGGCGGUGUGCGACAAGAACGUGGCGGCGCAACUAGAGGUGGCCGUCUUCGAGGGCAUCGACCUCGUCUUCGACGCGUUCGACAAGUACCGGGACGACGAGGAGAUGAAGGACGCGGCGAUGAAGGUGCUGGGGCUGGAGGAGGAGCUGUGGCGCAAGAGCGCGUGCGUGCAGGCGCUGUGGGCGGCGCUCAAGGCCAACCGCCAAAAGUACCUGGCGGAGCGGUCCAAGGGGCUCGCCAAGAAGAAGAAGAAAGCGGGCGGCAAAGCGGACCCGAAGCAGGGGCCGAAGCGGCCCGGCGGGAAGCGGGAGGUCGGCGACGAGGACCCGGAGGAGAAGGUGCGGGGGGUCGCCACGGCGGGGAUCAGUGCGACGCGGUGGCAGGAGAUCGCGGAGAUUGUGGCAGGGGAGCUGCACGACGACUUCCCGCGGCGGUGGGGCGGCCUGCGCACCAUCGACGACCUGCUGUCUAAGGAGGACUUUUACAGCAUGCUGGGGCUGUUCCUGGAGGACCGCAAGCUGGCCGUCGAGGAACUCAUCGGGAAAGACCUGGACACGGGGAAGGGCGCCGAGCCCGCCGUGAAGUACCUGCAGUGGAUCAUCCAGGGGCACCCCGACUGCGGGACGGUGCACCUGGGCCUGCUGCGGACGGCGAUCUUGUACGACGAGGACGAGUACCUGCCCGGGUCGGGGCCCAAUGCUGCCGUCAAGCUGCUGCAGUACCUUAACGAGAAGCAGGCCAACUGGUCCGAGGAGCAGCCCACCAAUUCACAACCCCCUCAGCCCCACGAAACCGGCGGCUCUCACGAGCCCUCUCCAGCGAAAGCGUCCAAGGCGCAAGCCCCCUCCAAAGCUUCCACUUCGGCCGCGCCCCCCCCAGCGCAGCCUCUUGUUCCGCAGUGGCAGUUCCCCUCGCUUCCCACGCACCCCUACAUGGCCGGCUUCAGCGCACCCCCCUCUGGCGCGAAAGCGUUCCCCACCCCCGCCGACAUCCUCUCCUCAUGGGCGUCCCUUUUCACCGGUGCGUCGUCCCCGUUUCGGCACGCCCCGUCGUGGUCCCCCCUCUCGGCGUCGAACCAGAGGGCGGUGGGCCCUGCCGCAACGGUGUUUGCGCAAGCCCAGCUGUGCGAGCUGCUCGGUCACUUGAGCUGCGACUGGGAGGACGAGCUGAUCGAGGGGGGGUGCAUCGGGGCGGUGCUGGAUGCAAUGGAGGCGGUCUGGUUCUGGCGCGACGUCAAGAGCAUGGCCACGCUGCUGCCGCACGACGAGCGGCUUGCGCACAAGAUGCGGGACCUCCAGAACCCUCCCACGAUCGUCCUGGUGCGCGACCACAAGGGCGAGACGGCUCUCGUCGUGGUUCCCGCCGCGCACACGGGCCUCGUCUGGAAGGGCGAGUGGGACGGCGAGCACGAUCCCCCAACCGACGCACACCACUUCUUCAUCGAAUCUCCUAGCUCCUCCACUUCCCACACCUCCGCCUCGACUUCGGAAGCGGGCCCAAGCAAUUUGGACUCCGCGAGCACGAGCAGUGUUGACAAGGUGCGCGGCGGCCGCGCUCCCAUGCGGGACCCGGGGAAUCCGCUGAGCCGGGCCGGGGGACUGAUCCCGCGGGAGUGGCGCGAGACGCUCGACUCGUACCUGCAGCGCAAGGCGCUUUUUGCGCUGUACAGCCUGUGCAAGGAGAUGCCCGGCAAGGAGGCGGCGCUGCAGGCGCAGGCCAACCAUGCGGCGACGGUGGCCAUGUGCCGGUACCACCCGUACGAGUGGAACAUGGGCGUGCGCUGCGGGUUCAACCGGGAGGUGAUCAAGGCAGCGCACCUGGUGUUGGCGCGGCUGCACAUCGAGCGCAUCUGGGACAAGAACGUGACCUACUGGCUGGCCCACGAGUGCGCCAAGGGCAACGACCACGCCGCGCUCGAAGCCAUGGUCGCAGAGGGCCUCCCCGGGCUGUGGGCCGAGGACGGCGCGGGCCAUGUGCCACUGCACUACGCGCGCGAGCUGCAGCGCGCGGCGUGCGUGGCGAUUUUGGAGGACCUGCAGCGCAAGCGGCGCGCCAAGAAGAAGGGCAAGAAGGCCAAGAAGAAGAGCGCGGCGGAGCAGGGGGAGGCGCUGGGAGGGACUGCCAAUGCAGAGAGCCCCGACACGCCCACCGCAGACCCCACCAGCUCCAACGCGCCGUCCCCCAAAACCCCUCUCUCAGAACCCCCUCCCUCGGCCCCGAAGGCCAGUACUAGCGUCUCCUCUUCCGCUCCUGAGACUCUCAACCCCUCGGCCAACGCUGCCCUGCGGUCAGUGGUAGACGCCUCGAGCCUGGAAGGGAUGCGUGCUGCCGUGGAGGCAUAUGCCGCGCUGGCAGAUGUUGACGCAGCAUUGGUGGAGACGCUGAAGGGGAUCGUGGAGGACGCGGAGCGCACGGUGGUGCGCAGCGCGAGCGCCAUGGUGGCGGGAGUGAAGGGCCGGCUGGACGUGCUGGCGGACAGCGGCAGCAAGCGGGCCAUCAAGAACACGCACACGCUGCUGGAAAAGAUUGGGCAGGCAUCGACGCUGAGCGAGUUCCAGGCUGCGGUGGAGCGGUACAGCCAGUCGAGCGCGGCGGACCCGGUGCUGUGCACGGUCCUGGCGGACGUGCUGCGCGAGUCGGAGAAGAAGAUGCGCGAGUCGAUGGCGCAGGCCGAGCGCAAGGUGGGCGAGUCGCAGGGCAAGAGCCUGGGGCUGGCGAGCAAGGGGAAGAGCAUGGCGCCGCCAGCUGGGGACGGGAAGGGUGCAGGAAAGGAGGAGAGAGGGGGAGGCAAGGAGGAGAGAGGGGUAGAGAAGGAGGCCAAAGGGACCGGUAACAUUGCAGGCAAGGUGGAGGAAGGAAAAAAGGCGGCUGAUGGGGAAGCACGGGAGAAGCGGGAUGCCAAGCAGAAGGGGAAGGAGAAGAAGGGGAAGGACAGCAAGGGGGGUGCGAAAGAGAAGGGGGCCAAGGCUGGGGCGCCAAGCCCGGGGGAGAAGGCCAAGCCAAAGGUAGUCGAGGCGGAACCUUCCGCCGUGGAAGUUUCUGCACCGGAGGCCCCUGCGACCGCUGCACACGCAGUGGCAGAAAGCCAGGCCGCGAUGCCCGAGCCGCCUUUCGAGCAUCCCGUCGUGGCGAGCACUCUAGAAACGCCGCCCGAGGUUCUGGAGCUGUUGGCAAGGGAAGAAGAGUUGGCAAAUGCACCGGACGAGGACAGCUUCGAAGAGGAGGAGUGGGUGAACGUGAUGAGCCGUCGGAAGCUACGGGAGUCGCUCAAGGGCAGCGCCCCGGCCAUGGAAACCGAGCGGCCCCUCAGCGGGCGGCAGCGGCGCGCCAAGCAGAAGGAGGCGGCUGCCCGGGUGGUCCGGGAAAGCCCCGAGCGCGCCAGCCACCAGUCGCCGCCUCGGGAGGAGCGCGCCCUGAUGAUCGACCUACUAGCGCAAGCGGCUGAAAGCACCCCGAGUGUGACUCCGAAGCCAAGGGAGACGGUCGGCGGUUCCGCGUGGAAGCUAGGAGAAAGUUUGGAGGGCGCGCGGGUUGUUCCGGGCAAUGUAGAGGAGGACGAGCGGGAAGGAGUGGUCGGGCCGGAACGGACGGCGUGGGGGCCGAACGCGCAGCCGGGGGGGCACCUGGCCAAGCGCACGUGGGCGGAGCAGGUGGAAGAGGAGGACAGGGCGGGGGGGCUACCGGAGGCGAGCACGCACGGGGGACCCCUGGACAAGCGAAAGCUGGCUGAGGCGGAGAGCAAGCGCGGCAAGGGCAAGUCGCGAGGGAGCAAGCAGCGCGGCAAGACGGGCCGGGGCCCAGGCACCCCCAGUAGUAGUGCGGCCAUCCUACCCUCCCCGUUGCCCCCCCUCCUGCCCACGCCGUCCGAAUCGCUUCACAUCGCAGCGGAGCCCGCAAAGCGGAGGCCAAACGCAGGUGUGCCAGAGUGGCCGUCCGUCAACGCUCCGAGUGCGAAGCCGAGCCAGAAGCAAGUGUUGCCGGGCACGGGGGUGUUCCACGCCGUGGACGAAGAGGCCAAGCAGGGCCAGGCCGAGGCGGUGCGCAAGCGGGGGGGUCCGGCCAUGGGGCCAAGCGACCCCCCCUUGGCUUCGUUGCCCAUCAGGUCGCCUGGUGUGGCAUGGGGCCGUCCCCCGGCGCCUGGACCAGCUAACGGGCCCCCCUCUUAUGACCCGCUGACCGCGCCCAUCACCCCGCUCCAACAGUGGGCCCCACCAGCCUACCCUGAUCUACCCGUCAGUCUCGACAUGGACUUCCACUCCGCAGAAGAGGCGGCACACGUCGGGCAAGCCCCUCCCCCCUGGAUGGACCAAAGCGAGCCCGCCUUCACACUCCACCAACCGCAGAGCACCGCCCCCCCCCGUCUGGUGGACUACCCGACCCCCGGCAGCAGCAGCUUCUUCCAGUCCGCCGCCCAAGACGCCGUUGUCACGCCCUUCCCCCGGCUCCCCUCGCCGCAGGCCUCGUCGAUCCUCUCGGACCUGCUCCCGGACGCGACGCUGGGCAGCGAGGACGAGAGCGGCGCCGAGUCGCAACCGUUCGACCUCAACGGGGAGGGUAUUACCGACACCCCUGCCGGCGUGCACCUCCCGGCGGGGCUCCUCGCGUCCGACGAUCCCGUCUCGAGCUCCCCGCACCACCUGACGUUUGGCAGCCUGCCAGCCGAUCUGGGCGACCUCGGGGCUGAGAGCGUGCACCCGCUGCCGCCGCAAAAGGCCGAGUCGGGGCAUCCGCUCGGUGGAUACUGGCCCGACUACCGACCCUCGCCGGAGGUCCACAGCCCUCGGAUACCCUCUUCUCCGGGGCUCCCCGCCCACCUUCAGAACCCACCUUAUAUGCACUCCCCGUAUGGGUAUCCGGGCCAGGCCCAUCUUGCUUACAACUCCCCCAUGCCCAACAUGUACUCGGGGCAUCCCAUCUUCGACUCUUACCCCGGGGGCCCGCACCUGAGAAUGACCCCCGGGGACGGGGAUUUGAGCCACUCCCUCUUCUCGUCGGCCCAGCAAGGUGGCCAUCUUUCAAACCCCUCCCCCUACGCCCCUCAGCAGCAGCCUGAGCGGCCUGGGUCGGGAAGCGCCUUGGGGCAGGAGCAACAUCCGGCCCGGAUGCUUUUCAUGGAAGAGCCAUGCUCCAUCUGUCUAGAGAGGCAGAAAAACUGCGCGCUGCUGCCCUGCGGCCAUCAAGCCUGCGCGCUGUGCAGCCAGCAGAUGCACAUACGGCGGAUGCUCUGUCCAAUGUGCAACCGGGCGGUUGAAGGGGUGCUGCAGCUCUUCAGUUAGAAAGAUGCGAACAGGCCAAGGAGGGCAGCGUGGGUUGGUUCCAUAGAUGCAUAGUACACUCUGUACAGAUGUAUGUUGGGCGCCGUUGCAGCCAACUUUGACAGUUCACCUUUUUCACUGCCAUGCGAUUAUUGUCCAGUCAACCAUUUGCU
Messenger RNA from Klebsormidium nitens, 11112 nucleotides. Lineage: Eukaryota; Viridiplantae; Streptophyta; Klebsormidiophyceae; Klebsormidiales; Klebsormidiaceae. The record is from the annotation of a GenBank genome assembly.